Messenger RNA from Lutzomyia longipalpis, 1014 nucleotides. RefSeq lists its product as uncharacterized. NCBI's taxonomy places the organism in Eukaryota, Metazoa, Arthropoda, Insecta, Diptera, Psychodidae. Bases 1 to 1014 code for a protein of 337 amino acids. The record is from RefSeq and is a predicted model, not a curated record. The transcript has a single exon. Gene Ontology annotation, molecular function: protein binding.
AUGAGUGAAGGAAUCAGGACGCGUAGUAAGGAUAACCGGAGGAGCAACAGCACAAGCCAGAAGACUGGAAAUGUGCGUCAGGUUCAUUUUAAAAGUAGCUUAAGCUCCGAUCUCACUUUCCUCUUCCCGGACAACGAUGGCUCCAAGUUGAUGGUUGAGAAGCAUCGUCUUAUGGAUAAGAGUGACGUCUUCAGAGCCCAAUUUGCAACAUCUCUCAAGGAUUCUCAUGUGCACCUGAUCACAAUCAAUGAUAUCUCCUUCAAUACCUUCCUCCUCAUGAUUAAUCACCUCUAUGAUCAAAAGGUGGCUAUAAAUGAGGAGAAUUGCCUAGAGAUGCUCUAUGCAUCGCGAAAGUAUUGCAUCAACACACUCACGUAUGACAUCAUCAAAUUCCUCGUGGGCUUUAUCAAGAAGGAAAAUCUUGCGGAGCACUUUGAGGCAAUUGACAAGUUUGGGUUGAAAAUGCUCAAUGAGCACAUGGUGAAUAUCUGCACCACAUCUCCUCUGAUGAUCAUCGAACGUUUGACCAUUUCUUCCCCUCACAAGCGCAUUUUGGAGAUAAUCCUGCAAUCCUCGUGCCUUCCUUGCUCAGAGUUUGACCUGUAUCGCACGAUCCUGCGAAUGCUGAAGAGGGAAUUCCGGAGGCUACGAAAGCCCAUCAUUGAGGAGGAGUUCAGAAAGGAAUUGGGAUCGAUGGUGUACCUCAUUCGUUUCCCAUCGAUGACAUCAAAGGAACUGAUUGCAUGCGGUAUGAAGCCAUCUCUGCUGAGCGGACAAGAACUCAUUGAUAUUCAGCUGUGGGUGGAGGGACAAGUCUUCACGAACACCCUGCAGCAUUUCUCAGCAUCACCAAGAUUUGCAAAAGCUAUUCCUCACACCAACAGGAAUGCCUCGUUGUCCAGUUCAAAUGCAUCCACGUGUGCAAUUGAAAAUGCGCCAAGCACCACGCAACGAAAUGCAUCAAACUCCAACGUAUGCACCUGUGGGAUGUGCAUCACACCGCCCACACCUUAA